Messenger RNA from Sciurus carolinensis (gray squirrel), 3433 nucleotides. RefSeq names its product PX domain containing serine/threonine kinase like (gene Pxk). Gene Ontology annotation, cellular component: extrinsic component of endosome membrane; late endosome; early endosome. Lineage: Eukaryota; Metazoa; Chordata; Mammalia; Rodentia; Sciuridae. The transcript has 18 exons. Gene Ontology annotation, biological process: protein phosphorylation; protein targeting to lysosome; endosome to lysosome transport. The record is from RefSeq and is a predicted model, not a curated record. Gene Ontology annotation, molecular function: actin binding; phosphatidylinositol binding; ATP binding. Bases 113 to 1690 code for a protein of 525 amino acids.
GUGUUGACAGCGGCGGCAGUGCAGCGGGGCCGGGCGGCGGGAGUGGCGCCUCCGGUUCCUGCCCCGCGACCCGAGGCGGCGGCGGCGGGGCCCGGCGGCCCGGGAUGGCUUCAUGGAGAAGCCGCCGGCCGGCAAGGUGCUACUGGACGACACGGUGCCGCUGACAGCAGCCAUCGAGGCGAGCCAGAGCCUGCAGUCCCACACGGAAUAUAUCAUUCGGGUGCAAAGAGGAAUUUCUGCAGAAAAUAGCUGGCAGAUUGUUAGAAGAUACAGUGACUUUGAUUUACUGAACAACAGCUUGCAGAUUGCAGGAUUAAGUCUACCUCUUCCUCCCAAAAAAUUGAUUGGAAACAUGGAUCGUGAAUUCAUAGCUGAGAGGCAGAAAGGUCUUCAGAACUAUCUCAAUGUUAUCACCACAAAUCAUAUUUUGUCUAAUUGUGAACUGGUUAAGAAGUUUCUAGAUCCAAACAACUAUUCUGCAAACUACACUGAAAUUGCCUUACAACAGGUUUCCAUGUUCUUCCGAUCUGAGCCAAAGUGGGAGGUGGUGGAGCCGCUGAAAGACAUAGGCUGGAGGAUAAGAAAGAAAUAUUUUUUGAUGAAGAUUAAAAAUCAACCAAAGGAACGACUAGUCUUAAGCUGGGCUGACCUUGGCCCGGACAAGUACUUGUCAGAUAAAGAUUUUCAGUGUCUAAUCAAACUUCUGCCUUCCUGUUUGCACCCUUAUAUCUAUCGGGUUACCUUUGCCACUGCUAAUGAAUCGUCUGCAUUGCUCAUCAGGACAUUUAAUGAAAAAGGAACUUUGAAGGAUCUGAUUUACAAGGCAAAACCAAAGGACCCAUUCUUAAAAAAGUACUGCAACCCUAAGAAAAUUCAGGGCCUUGAACUCCAGCAAAUAAAAACAUAUGGACGACAGAUUUUAGAGGUAUUGAAGUUUCUACAUGACAAGGGAUUCCCUUAUGGGCACCUUCAUGCCUCCAACGUGAUGCUAGAUGGGGACACUUGCCGACUCCUAGACCUCGAGAAUUCCUUGCUGGGCCUGCCUUCCUUCUACCGAUCCUACUUCACACAAUUCAGGAAAAUCAAUACAUUGGAAAGUGUGGAUGUCCACUGCUUUGGCCACUUACUGUACGAAAUGACUUAUGGACGACCUCCAGACUCAGUGCCUGUGGAUUCCUUUCCUCCUGCGCCGUCCAUGGCUGUGGUGGCCGUGUUGGAGUCUACGCUGUCUUGUGACGCCUGUAAAAAUGGCAUGCCUACCGUCUCCCGGCUCUUACAGAUGCCAUUAUUCAGUGAUGUUUUACUAACCACUUCUGAAAAGCCACAGUUUAAGAUUCCCACAAAGUUAAAAGAGGCAUUGAGAAUUGCCAAAGAAUGUAUAGAAAAGAGACUAAUUGAAGAGCAGAAACAGAUUCACCAGCAUCGAAGACUAACAAGAGCUCAAUCACAUCACGGAUCAGAAGAAGAAAGAAAAAAGAGAAAGAUUUUAGCUCGGAAGAAGUCGAAACGAUCUGCCAUUGAAAAUAGUGAAGAGUAUUCAGCAAAGUACAGCAACUCCAAUAAUUCAGCAGGAUCUGGGGCCAGCUCACCUCUCACAUCCCCGUCAUCGCCAACUCCACCCUCUACAGCAGGGUGCACUGCUGGGCCUGUGCAGUUAAACACUGCUCGGCUUGUAUGGAAGGAACCCUGAGCCAGGCACAGAGGUGCACGCCUGUGAUCCCAGCCACUCAGGAGAGUGAGACAGGAGGAUCCAAAGUUUGAAGGCCAGCCUAGGCAACUUAGCCAAGACCCUUAUCAAAAUAAAAAAUAAAAAGGACUCUGGGGAUGUAGCUCAGUGGUAGAACACUCCUGUGUGAUUGAUAAAUAAAUAAGAACCCCAUAUAUAGAGUCAAGAAACCUGAACUGAGCCCUAGCUCUAUAACUUGCCUGCUGUGACCUUGGACAAAUAAUUUCCACUCUUUGAUGCUGACUUUUUUUUGUAUCAGGGAUUGAACCCAGGGUCGCUUUACUGGCUGAACCAUGUCCCCAGCCCUUUCAUUAUAUAUUUUUGAUUUAGAGACAGGGUCUUGCUGAGUUGCUUAGGGCCUUACUAAGUUGCUGAGGCUGGCUUUGAAUUUGCAAUCUUCCUGCCUCAGCCUCUCGAACCACUGGGAUGACAGGCAUGUGUCACCACGCCUGGUUUCAACUCCAGAAAACUGGAGGAAGAAAAGCAGAGCCUCAUGAGCACAAUCAAUCACUAGGAGCUUAAAGAACAGGAAGGAAGGUGAAGGAUUAAUGAGAAGGAAAAGAAGACUUAAGGUACAAAGAAAGAGAUGAGUUUAUUUACAAUGUUGGAGCUUCCAGAAUUUACCUAGUCAAAUCAAAGUCUAAGACCCAUUAUGGGCUCAAACUUGCUGUGUCUGGCCAUAAGAAUGACCUUUCUUGGUCUCUCAGAAACCACACAUAUACAAAGCUGUACUCUGGGAUGAGCACAGCUGUCCUGCAGCAAAGCUCUGAAGCAUGUGUUGACUCUGCUGCCCUGCCCAUUGCUGCCACCUGCCUUGUCCACUCUCAGCUCUCCUCCUCACCCAAGAAUAGCUCCAAGAAUAGGACCUCCUCCCCAGAGUCCUCUCCUAGAAGGAGGAGAGGCAGCAGGUGUUCCAGCAUCCUUUCUGCCUUCCAGACCUGUCCUGGUGUGAGAGGUCAGCUGCACUGCCCAGGGGUGCUAGUUCCGGGUCCACUUCCAGGGAGGGGAUUUUUCCUCCCAUCAGUGUACAGAAUUUGUUCCUUAGAAACUCUGUGAUUCACUGUCUGGGAAAUCAUUAUCCUUCACAUUUAACCUGGAAUCUUAUCAGUUGAAAAGAAGACAAGAAAAACAUUUGCCUUUUUUUUUCUUUCUUUCUUUUUAAAUGACCUCGCGUACACUUUACUAGGGGAAGGUGGCCCAUAUCUCUGCCUGGGAGGCCUCCUGCCCAGGAGAUCCACCUUGGACCUGUCCUAUGCUUUUGCUUUCCCAACUUUAAAAAGUCUGUAACUACAAGUCUUGCUUGCAAAAAAGUGGUGAGUUCUCCUUUUCUCCCUCUGUCCUUCUUUGGAAGUUGAGUGAAGUACACUGCUGAUGCUUUUCAGGGGAGGGAAAGCCUCCCUGGGCCUUUUGAAGUGAGCAGUGUGCUUAUAAAGAAAUAAAAAUAGCACCUAACUGGCUCAGGAAAGAAAGAAUGUGAAGAGGAAAGUGACUCGUGGGUUGCCCUAUUACUACAUUUCCAUGUCCUAAAAGGCUCACAAUAGUGUUUAUAAACCAGGGCAUUUUGUGGUUCAUUUAAGUAUCUCCUAGUUUUGCAGUGAGAAUAAUUAGCACAUGAUUCAGACUGUCUGAUUUUACUGUCUGUUACUAUUUGAUUAAAUGACACUAAAAUCUGAAUAAUGACUUGUGUCCUCUCUCUCUUUCUUUCUC